This is a messenger RNA of Diprion similis, 2184 nucleotides long. Its product is annotated as tetratricopeptide repeat protein 5-like. The coding region runs from base 199 to 1554 and encodes 451 amino acids. Gene Ontology annotation, molecular function: protein binding. The record is from RefSeq and is a predicted model, not a curated record. The transcript is spliced from 8 exons. NCBI's taxonomy places the organism in Eukaryota, Metazoa, Arthropoda, Insecta, Hymenoptera, Diprionidae.
ACAAAUCGAUCUCGUUGACAGUUCCAUUCUUGUUGUACCAGUUUUGAUGUCGAUUCAUAACCUCGAAUUGAUAUUAUUUGGUAGAUUUUAAGCAGCAGGAAGUAAUCUGAAACCAGUUCAAUGUUUGGUGUCCACUAUUGAGUAUACAGAAAGACAUGGGCUGCCUGAUUUAUACGAAUGAAUAAAUGAAAAUAAAUAAUGUCUGAAAUAAUCGAUGAGAAAGUCGUUGCGGGGGCGAAAAGUCCGGCUGCUGUCAAGGAAGAUCCCAUCGUCGUUUUGACAGAACGAGUACAAUCGCUUUACUUAUUCAGAGACCAUUAUUUCGUUAACAACUCGAUCGAUCGUGCCAUUGAAAAGAGUGGCGAUGUUGAAAAAGAGAUGAGAAAUACUCUGAGUAAGUUUGACGAUUAUAAAGGUUAUGAGAUCGACGGGGCACGGGCCAAAUAUUACUACCUCAAAGGACGAUGUCUGAAUGUGGUAGAUCGCUUUAUGCCUCAGGCCGAAGAGUUGUUGAGUAAAGCGGUAAAACUGGAGCCAAAGUUAGUUGAAGCUUGGAACGAGCUUGGCGAGUGCUAUUGGAAAAAUGAUGACAUUCAACAAGCUAAAAAUUGUUUCGUCGGCGCUCUACCUCAUGGAAGAAAUAAAAUAUCGCUUCGCAAUUUGUCCAUGGUUCUAAGACAAGAACCGACCUCCAGUUAUGAUCAGAGAGUAAACAACGUACAGCUAGGCUUGGAAUAUGCGAAAGAAGCCGUUAGCUUAGAUACUUCGGACGGAACGUCGUGGGCGAUUCUUGGGAAUGCACACCUCUCUUCCUUCUUUGCAAUUAAUCAAAAUCCAAAAACUUUGCGGCAAUGUAUGUCUGCUUAUUCGCAAGCCGAAAAAGAUAUUAUUGCGAGAAGCAAUCCUGAUUUAUUUUACAACAAAGCAAUUGCUCUGAAGUACGAGGAGGAAUAUAAACUAGCUUUGGAAGCGUUCGAUCAAUCAAUGCUGUUAGACCCAAUUUGGGAAACUCCUCGUAUUAAGCAGCAGCAACUUUUGAAGUAUCUCAAGGAUGUACAAGACUUGACUACUACCAAGGGCCGAUUAAAAGUCAAAAAACUUCAUCAGCUUGUGCAGGGUCUGGAUACGAAACAUUUGGGACCAUACAAGGGUGGCUCCUAUACCUUAGGAGAUAAAUCAGUGAAACUAGAUUUAGUUUCGAUGAAAGAUCUGACGCCUGGUGUGAACGUAGAAAAAGUCGUUUAUGGAAAAGUUGUCUGCUGGAUCCAAGAUCCUGACUGCGUACCUUUUACGUUUUGCUUGAUGGAUGCUGACAAAAGCUGUUAUUCCGUCACCGUAUACAAUUUGGCAAGAGGACGGGGAGUUACUGUCGCCGAUACGGUCGUUAUUCCGGAACCCUUUUUGACGCAUCAUAAUUUCUCUUUUCGUGACAACAAUUUCGAUUUUAAAUCAAUACGAGUCGAAACACCUAUCAUAUUAGUCGUCAAUGGGAAGAAAUUGGGCCGUGAUCAACAAGCUAGCGCAAAAUUAUCAACGUUUAAGAAGACGGAUUAGGUAUGCCAUUCAGUUUUUAUCAAAGGGAAACGCGCAGAUUUCCAUUCCACUUUUUGUUUGCGUUGAAUAAGCAAUCUCCACUUCUAAUGCGAAUGUCUUUUAUCUUUAUACAUGAUAUUCAAUCACGUCGAGGUUCUUCGUGUUAGAAAUGCGUUCAUACGUUGAAACAUCUAUUCAUAAAUUACCAUAUUACCACAUCGUUUGCAAGUCAGUAACUCGUCACUGUUUCGAUGUAAAUCCUUGACAUGAAUUUUGUCCAGAUUGUCAACGGGAUUUUUUUCUUACCCAAAUGCCAUGAGCAUACCGAAUUAUUUGCAUCUUUGAAAUGUAUUUGCAAUCUCACUUCCAUUUUCCUCUAAUAUAUAUUAUACAUCGCUUCAUAGGCUCACGUGGAAAUGUAGAUCAUGUUUUUUUACUAUUCUCACAUUUAGCACGUGGAUUUACUGUUACACAAUCAUUACUGAUAUUUGGAAACAGUUAUUUUUGUGACCGAACUGCCUACAGCAUUCUAGUUCAAUUACUAUCAAUUCGGACAAUCCGAUCGUGCUAUUUAAAUUGGGUUCUCAUUUCUCGACUUCUUUUAAAACAUCAAGCCUGUUCCACUAUACCCAAGAAUAAAAUUAUUCUUGA